UAAUAUUAGGAUCGCCUUCCAAUGCGGAGAGAUGCCACGGUACCCAAAACAAAAAGGGGGUAGAAAAAUAUACCACCAUCACAAUGCUGCAGUAAUUGCAGCAGCAAUUACUUGUAUGAGUGCUGAGGAGAGAGAGAUCACCUCCUUCUUUGUCGUGCAAUGAAUGUGCCAAUCCGUUGCGGUUGGAUGAGGGAGAGACGCACGACGCUCCAUCGCUAUGCGGAUGCAUGAACUGCGAGCGGAAUCACCUCCCAGACCACGAGAACUUUGUGCUUCCCCAGGAAUGCUUGCUUUAUCAUCAGAUCGACGCAAGAGCAUUACGUGAACGCAGAGCCAGCCAUGGGCGACGGCAAGCUCCUCAACAGCUUCUUGGCCUUGUCUCUCUUCUUCGCGCUCUGCCCACCUUCCACCGUCUCCCGGGACGCGGUGAGAGAUCGGUACGAGGGUUGGAUCGCUCGACAUGGCCUCACCUACAAGGACAAGAAGGAGAAGGAACAGCGCUUCAAGAUCUACCAAUCCAACUUCCUAAAGAUCAGCAAGUUCAACGCCGAGGACCAUGGCUACAAGCUCACUGACAACAGGUUCGCGGACAUGACGAACGAGGAAUUCAGAGCCAAGCAUAUGUGCUUGACCGACGACCCACAGACUCCUCCUCCUCCUGUGGAAACGGUGGACAUAUCGUCGAACAGUUCGCAUAGCAUGAAAAGUCACGUCCCCGAGCACCUGGAUUGGAGGAAAAAGGGAGCCGUCACCGGUGUUAGGAACCAAGGUCAAUGCGGGUCUUGUUGGGCCUUCUCCGCGGUGGCAGCGAUCGAGGGAAUCACCUACAUCAAGACCGGCAAACUGAUUCCGCUGUCAGAGCAAGAGCUGGUGGACUGUGACAUCAACGGGAAAAACCAUGGUUGCAGUGGAGGGUUCAUGCAAAAUGCCUUCGAGUUCGUCCGAAGCAACCAUGGGUUGACUUCCGAGUCCAAGUACCCUUACAAAGGCUUCCAGGAAGAGUGCAGAGGCAACCAACUCCACGACCAUGUCUCCACCAUUUCCGGCUACAAAGCCGUGACCGCCAGGAGCGAGCACAGCCUGUUGGAGGCCGUGGCGAAGCAGCCGGUGUCGGUGGCAAUAGACGCCGGCGGAUUCGGCUUCCAGUUCUACUCGCAUGGCAUCUUCGACGGCCCCUGUGGGUCGAGUCUCAACCAUGGCGUGUUGGCGGUCGGAUAUGGAACCACGGAUAAGGACAUGUUCUGGAUCGUGAAGAAUUCAUGGGGUGCAGGUUGGGGAGAAGACGGCUACAUCAGGAUGAGCCGUGAUGUCUUGGACUCCGAAGGCUUAUGUGGGAUCGCCACGAGAGCCUCUUAUCCCACAAAGUAGUAUGCCCUCUUCCCAUGGCAAUAAAAUCUGGAAGAAGACCCACCAUCG
Messenger RNA from Musa acuminata AAA Group (dessert banana), 1416 nucleotides. RefSeq names its product ervatamin-B-like. The transcript is spliced from 3 exons. Gene Ontology annotation, cellular component: lysosome. Lineage: Eukaryota; Viridiplantae; Streptophyta; Magnoliopsida; Zingiberales; Musaceae. The record is from RefSeq and is a predicted model, not a curated record. The coding region runs from base 340 to 1368 and encodes 342 amino acids. Gene Ontology annotation, molecular function: cysteine-type endopeptidase activity.